Molecule: messenger RNA, 1762 nt
Organism: Aspergillus ruber CBS 135680
Lineage: Eukaryota; Fungi; Ascomycota; Eurotiomycetes; Eurotiales; Aspergillaceae
Exons: 6
Coding region: 177-1469 (430 amino acids)
Biological process (GO): mitotic cell cycle
Cellular component (GO): DASH complex; mitotic spindle
Source: RefSeq, a predicted model, not a curated record
GUCCAUUUCCACUGAAUUUCGCGAAGAGUUAUCGUGUGUUUUGGAUUGGUCGAUCUUCAAUUUGAAUUGAUUGACCACUGACCGUGGGGUUGAUUGACUCCGCCCGCCUCAAUUUAUUUACGCCGUUUUCUGCCCCUCUUCGCGCGCAUUAGAAUACAUCGUAUUCCCCGGCAGCAAUGACGUUUCGCAGUGCUGCAGAGGAGAUGGACAGGCUCCAGCUUUCCGAUGAGGAUACGGAGGACCUCUGGGAUUCUCCCUCCAAACGGGGGAACAAGAACGUGAAACCAAAGAUUCCGCACGACCAUGGUAGCCCGACGCUAGAACCCAGACCCUCCCACGAUGAUGAAGGGACCAUGUUUGACCAUCAGGAAUCGCGCGACGCAGCUUUGCAAAAUGAACUACAGAGUGUCCGGAAUAUCAACGACGUGAUCGAGGGUCUUCUUUCUAGCCUUGACCAGGCCAAAGGGAAUAUGGAUACCGUUUCUCGAACCGUCAGUUCCGCAGCGACCCUACUUAACACCUGGACCCGAAUCCUUUCCCAGACCGAGCAUAAUCAGCGAUUGAUCCUCAACCCGAACUGGCAAGGAGCGACUCAAGAUGCGGCCGACAUGGAGAACGAAGCGAUUUUAAAACAGCAAGCAGCCGAAAGACGCGAGCAGGAACUGCAGAGGCAGCGGGAAGCCGCUACUCGAAGAGCAGAAGAAGACGCAAGGAAGCGGGCACAACCAACCACUAGAAGCACGCGUGGGACCACGACUACUAGCCGGGGACGAGUACGCGCUACCGGCCUGGGUAGAACUCCUAGUGUCUCAUACUCUAAAACAAAAGACAAUAUCCAGUAUAGACCAGAUCAUGUGCCAAGACAACACGCGGACAACGCGAUAACCGUCUCCAACCACCACCACAGCACCAUGGAUUUCGCGCCCUAUCAAGACGAGUCGCCCGAAGUCGAGCGGGCCCUUUCUCCCCCUCCGAAUAACCAUCUCCGGUCUCCUCAGUCACCUCCCAUCGCGGGUCCUCUACCAUCACCCAGUCACUUUGCCAACGAAGGACAAUAUACAACACAAAGCGGUGGACUUGGGAGCACAGGAAGUCUUGGGCCAGAUGUUGAAGGAGGGCGAUUGAACUUAGGGGCAUUUGACACAAGUCUCCCGAUUCGGAUGGACUAUGAAGCGAUGUUGGCAUAUCUGCUUCUACCUCCGGCGGGAGGUGUCUUUCUGUUGGUGUUUGAGCACAAGAGCGAUUACGUUCGGUUCCAUGCGUGGCAAUCGAGUAUGCUCUUCACGGCCAUCUUUAUCCUCCAUCUAAUCUUAUCGUUCUCGAGCUUUCUCUCAUGGCUUCUACUUAUCUGCGACCUUGCUUUGAUUGCAUUCCUGAGUCUGCAUGCAUAUAGAGAUGUGGACACACUCGAGCAUUUUGAAGUCCCAGUUUUCGGUCGUCUUGCGAAUUCAUUCGUUGACGAUGAAUGAAGUGCCCACUACCUGCGCUCCAGCGUACUAUCUAGAUACCCAUGCAAUGGAAGUUCAAUUGUACAGUGCCUUUAUACUGAAGUCCAUCUGCUUUGUCUAUAUCGUCCUCCUAUUUCAAGUCAUGACUGGCCCACCUCUCACAGAGUUUCUUUUCAUAGAGAUGUGAAAUACUAAUAAAAAUGAGGAAUGAAUGGAUGUUUAAUACGAAGCAUCGAUGCCUGUCGCAUUUUGUGCCCUUUUCAUCAAAGAGAAAUCCUGUAGACUGACUCAAAUUCAAUUUGAAAACAAUCACU